Messenger RNA from Iphiclides podalirius (scarce swallowtail), 1515 nucleotides. The record is from the annotation of a GenBank genome assembly. Lineage: Eukaryota; Metazoa; Arthropoda; Insecta; Lepidoptera; Papilionidae.
AUGUCGGGGACUAGCGGUGCUACCCCACCUUCUGGUGUUGUAAGGAACAGUGCACUAUCCUUCGUUGCGCCUGCGCCGAAUCCGAUGGUCUUACCUGAUAAUUCCGCAGCUCUCUCAUCAGAACCUGACCCAAAGGACGAUAUGAGCACUACGGAGAGACCAGUGCCUGCUGGACUGAGGGCGCUAUGUGAAGCAUAUUCAAGACUGUACCCAGAUCAGCCAAACCCGUUGCAAGUUACAACCAGGCUAAAAUAUUGGCUUGGGGGUCAAGAUCCCUUGGACUACAUCAGCAUGUACUGGAACCCUGGGAAACCGGAGGAGAACAUACCGCCUCACUGGCAUUAUGUAAGUUUCGGUCUAUCCGACCUGCACGGCGACGGCCGCGUCCACCCGGAGCCUUCGCCCUUACCCGGCCGCGACUCCGGCUACGGGCUGGAGCUGACGCUGCGGCUGGCCGCUGAGGGCAGGCCGGCGCCCCUCUGGCCGGCCGCCCUGCUGCAGGCCCUCGCCAGAUACGUGUUCACCACAGGGAACAGGUUCUGCGCCGGCGACCACGUGUCGUGGCACGCGCCGCUGGACGGCCAGCGGGGGUCCAGGGUGCGGCACCUGCUGGUGGCCGAGGACCCGCAGCUGCCCACCAUCGACACGCCGAACGGCGCCGUCAGGUUCAUCCAGAUGAUCGGCUGCACGGGCAGGGAACUGAAGGCAGCGCAAAGGGGCUCCGGCUUCGAAGUGCUGAAGCUCAUAGCAGAAGAUCCUCGAUGCGGCGGCUCGUGGCUGGUGACGCGCGCGCGGAGGCGCCGCUCGGCGGGGAGGGUGCGCCGCGCCGGCGGCGGGGGCUCCCCGCCCGCCCAGCUGGCCGGCGUCUCCGCGCGGCUCAGGUGGCUGCCCUACUCCACGGAAACCGAAGACCAGCCAGCAUCACCAUCCCACCUCAGUCCAAGCGUGGAGCAACAGAUAAAGGACACACUCCAGCGUGGGCUGAGCUGCAUGGGAUCAGGAAAGAGGAUAACUCCUGAAGGCCACAUGUCCACGGACAGCUUUGAGAUGUCCAGCAUGGAGAGAGCCCUGCCGCAGAUACCUGAGCUGAUGCCGGGCACCUGGCAUUGUGAGGAGAGCAUAGAGUAUUUGGACGGUGUGCAUCUGAUACUCAACCCAGAAAGCGCCAGCUUGCUUCCGUUGGCAAUAGACGGGCGGGUCAGGCAGGGGCGGCACUUCACCUGGCGCUGCGGCCCGAGGGCGGUGACCUUCGUGGCGGGCGGGGUGGCCGCGGCGGCGCCCAGCCGCGCCAGGCCCUACGCCCUCCUGGGGCCCUGGCUGCAGAUGCUGAUACCAAAGGAGCUGGCUGAGGAGAUGUCAGCACAGGUCGCUCAGUUGGCAGAGCUGGCGGGCAGCGACUCCGAAUCUGACAGCGAUGGCGAAGGCCCCACCCAAGAGCCUCCGCAGGUGCCCCUGACGCUGCACUGGCCGAAGCACCGGUUGAAGAUAACAGUUCUCCCUGACCACCAGCUGCUG